UAGAUGCAGAAGAUAACCGGAGAGCUGCAGGCUGCGCGCUCGGCCCGCGAGUGGUGUUUGCCCCCCACCACGGCARGUCUCAGAUGAAGUGUUUGCCAGUCAUGACUCGGCAUGUCCUGUACCUAAGCUGAUAAAGCGUCUCUGCACUUUGCCGUCAAGUCUGUGCCACUCUGCUAGUACAGUGUGAGCUGUGCCUUGAACCUUGCACACAAGGACCUAGAGACCAAAGUCUUUCUCCUGCCUUAGUAAUGUUCCGGCGGUUAAAUAACAUGUUCAUGGGAGAGAUUGAGAGCUUGUCCAGCCAGGAGCCUGAGUUCAGUGAGAAGGAGGAUGAAGAAUGGAUUCUGGUUGAUUUUAUAGCGGACACUUGCACUAGCUGCUCCACAGAGGAGGAGGACCUGGCCAAGCCCUCGGCUGCCGACAGCUCUCCCGUCUUCCCGUGCCUGCCAGCUCCCUUGGAACGCUUGCCGGAGGCCACCGACUCCUGUUUCAUCCAGUUUGAUUCGUGCCCCAUGGAGGAGAGCUGGUUUAUCACCCCUCCCCCGUGUUUUACUGCAGGUGGAUUAACCACUAUAAAAGUGGAAACGAGUCCUAUGGAGAACCUUCUGAUAGAGCAUCCCAGCAUGUCCGUGUAUGCUGUCCAUAACACUUGCCAYGGCCUCAGUGAGAGUGGCUGUGCAAAGGAGGAGUUUCACAGCCCAGGUAGUCCCAGAACGGAGGCCCGAAGUGAGCUGGGACAGCGUGUUCACUGCUACGUGGCCACUCUUACCGCUCGUCUCCUGGAGAAAAACAAGAGCUUUUGGCCCAGCCGCCGCGUGAAGGACCGUAACGAAAGACUCUGUCCCACCAGAAACGGCCUCCGGCGCCUGAAUCUCGCCCGGGAAGGGCCCUCCCGGCAGACCAGGCACAACGGACUGUUUGUGCACCAGCCCUGCCAGCGUCAGUUCAAUUACUGAGGCCUCUCGGGGUCUCCAGCCAUUUUGUGUACUUCUGUUUCUUAGGUUGCUCUUGUUUUCGUGCAUAGAAGAUAAGCGUGGUCAAUCUGAAGCUGAUCAGCGGUUCCUCAGCCACAAUCACCACUAGCGUUAGGCUUGUCUGGAGUGACACGUGUGUCCCCAGGCGGCCUGCCUUGAGUCCUCAACGGUGGCGUUAAAUAGCGGUGUCUUGGAAGCCUAUCAGUACAAUAGUUGGUGUGACGUCUUUAUAAACUAUGAUGUAUAAAUGGGUAUUUAGUUGGUAUUUUAAAGAAACUUUUAACUGGUGGAAAAACUGGUUCCACUUUCGCAUUAAUCAAAAUGGAGUUAGAAAAUUUGAGGUUAGCUUAAAUGACCAGAACUUGACAGCUUGUGUAUUUGCAUUCAGCAUCUAUGAGUAUACUCUAACAAAACUAUAGCUGCCAAUGGAUAUUAGCUAGCUGUGCUGAACUCUUUCAAGAAGGGCCUCUGAUCUGCAUUGCCUCGUACUSCUUGCGUUGAGAGUGGAGUCAGUAGGUGGUCAGACACUUUAUAUGGGUGUCAGAAAAGGGUUAAAUGUCCCCARUAUUUCUGCAGUACAACAGGACACUGGUGUUACAGAUGUAGUACCUCACAGYGGAGUGAAAGGAGGAAUAGACCUAUAGGUAAGCGUAGACAAAUGAUCCAGAGCCAAAUUGUCUAGGGGGUUUAGUGCUCUUUUUCUCUAAUACCUUGCUGUUUUUCCACUCUCUUUGUUUUUUAAAACCUUUUUUUUCCAAAGACAGAACAAACUAACCUGUUGUGUUCAAUCUCUAGUCUGUUGAAGGAAAAAAGGGAUGGGUCAGCUGUUCUGCAUUAAGUUAAGCUGAUGGAUGGCUGCUCCCGAGCUGCUAAUUGCUGUUACGUUAUCACAGGUUGAGAGAUGCUCAAAAAUCACUAGAAGAAAGAAUUUGUCAGAAGUUCUCCCAAUUCUCUUGGCUAAAAUAAUGCUGAGUUAGCAGCUCCUGGGCAGCCUGUGGCAGGGAGAAGCAGCCCUGCAGGACUAACCGCAGUGACAGCAGCAUGUGUAGAAACCUCAGGUGCAUCAGCAGUGGUGGCUUUCCUGUUGGAUCCCAAACAUUUGGGGAGACAGACUGGAUAUAAGUGGUGGAGGAAGAGCUGUUCAAAACUAUCAAUAUUUUUUUCCACAUGCUGCUUGAAGGAGGCAGGUACUCAAAAGGUAAAGUUUAGUGUUUGAUGCAGCCACAUGAUACAUUGAACCCUGACAGAUCAACCUGGGAUUUGGGUUAAAUGAUUAUAGAAGGGAGGAAGCAAGUCCCAGAAGAAAGGGAGAAAAAUAAGAAACAUUUGCUCUUCUUUGUUUUACUGCAUUUAGUUCUUAGAGUGCUAAUGUAUUAAUGUUAUAUUCAACCAUGUCUUCCAGUAGCUCUUUCACAGAUGCUGGUGUAGGAAGUCAGGUAGGAAGCCUUUGAAAUUUAGGUAAGAGCAGUACUGUGAAUUAUUCUAGACCUACAAUAUGUUUCUCAAUUUGACCAAAUGUUUUAAUUUGACAGAAGCAAAAUUGGAGCAAUUUAAAUGUAGUUCUUGUAGUUGGCUCGGAACGUUCCGCCCGUGGAGCCACUGCGGCCUGUACGUGAUGCCCAGRAAAGGGCCCUUGCAGCCUUGGGGUCGCUGCAGAAGGGGCCCCUUCCUGGGUCAGGUGGGAUUGCUGCACGCUGCACUCCUGUCGGUGUGUGUUUGCGAGACCGAGCGGUGCUCUCCUGGCUGCGUGUUGGUCAUAGACUCCCAUGUGGACAGGGAAAGAAAACAAACCCUGCUCUGCUGAGGUUUCCUUGAUACCCUUCUCAGCAGUGUGUGCCCGUGUCCGUACAGCAGCACCGUGGUCCCGAAGCUCUGGCUUGUUUGUCUGCAAACAGCUGUAGCUUCAGCAGCCCCUGUGCAGUCGCUGACAAAAACGCUCUUACUUGCCUCGGGUUAUCUACCUGUAUCACUCCAACUCUUUGCCUAACUUAUAUUUCCUUCUCUUCACUGCCAGCUUUCUAGCUCAGGAAAAAUCCUGUGUUUUCUUUUUUUUAUAUAUAAGCAACUACUCUCCUUCAGCUUUAAUUUUCUUAAAGCUAAAUGAAGGAAGGAGUUUCCACCUCCCUGUAUCGGAAGGAGCAAGAAAUCCUUUCUCUUUUAAUGAAGAGAUGGAGUCAGGAGGAUAAAGGCUCCCAGGUAGUAGAAUGAGAGUCUUGGUCUGUAUGUGUGUGUUUUGGGGGGGGGGGAGUGUUUUUUAUUUUAAAGUAGGCAAGUAAAUGCAACUUCAGACUGCUCCUACAAUUGGGAGAUACUGAUCUUUUUAUACUACAUUGCUAGAUACCUUUCUGGUGAUGAAAGCCUAUAUCUUUCAGGAUAUAAACUGUUUUGUUGCACAAAGCUGUGCUUCUCAGUUUGUAAUAUUGGAAGCUGUAUUACUGUGUGAGAUUAGAGUACUGCAUCAGUGGCUUUUUGUUAAUUUGUUUUGCCUAUUUAUGUUGGUCUAGCCCCAUCUUGUGCCUGGAGCUGUUGGGCAAUUAGAUUUGUUCUGGUUUUCUGUUUUGAUCGUGAACUGUGUGGCUUUUUAUAUGGUUUUGAAUUAYAUUAUGGUAUAUUUGGAUUUUUUUCUCUGGUCAAAGCGGAGGCCUUGCACUGUCUCAGAUGCUGAUUGAUACUCAUGAAUCUUGCUGAAACUGAGUUUUCGUAUGUGUUCGUCAAUGGACAGACUURCAUUUUAAACAAAACUGUGCCUUUCGGUGUAACUUUACACAGCAAACUUGAAGAUUCAAAAGGGACAUUUCAGUUAUGAUUGAUACUGUACAUUCAGACUAUGCAUAUAUGGCAGCUUCUCUCCAGAGCCACUUCUCSAUUUGUAGCAGUCCUUUUGAUACU
Messenger RNA from Nothoprocta perdicaria, 3863 nucleotides. It is a transcript of the gene TP53INP1, whose product is annotated as tumor protein p53 inducible nuclear protein 1. Gene Ontology annotation, biological process: autophagosome assembly; positive regulation of DNA-templated transcription. The coding region runs from base 249 to 956 and encodes 235 amino acids. Gene Ontology annotation, cellular component: autophagosome; nucleus. Lineage: Eukaryota; Metazoa; Chordata; Aves; Tinamiformes; Tinamidae. The record is from RefSeq and is a predicted model, not a curated record. The transcript is spliced from 4 exons.